Molecule: messenger RNA, 519 nt
Organism: Phytophthora nicotianae INRA-310
Lineage: Eukaryota; Oomycota; Peronosporomycetes; Peronosporales; Peronosporaceae
Exons: 3
Coding region: 1-519 (172 amino acids)
Source: RefSeq, a predicted model, not a curated record
AUGACUGCAGAGGGCUUCCCGGGCUGCGUUGGAUUUAUCGACGGAACGGCAUUGCCGCUCUCACAACGCUCCGCUGUAGACGAAAGCAGCUACAGGGACCAAAAAAGAUACUCAGUGUCAAUGCAGGCUGUCUGUGACUGCGAUAAAUUAAUUAUUGCGACGGCUUUCCAACCCUUGAGAAUAUCGACGACACGCCCGAUCCAUUGCCGCUACCGGCUCAGCGCUACGACGCCUCCGGAGGAACAGGCUCAAGUUGAGACUUGGCCCGUGGCAUACCUCUCGGAUCUCAAGGAUACGGUGAAAGGUACCAAGUACCAAGUCGUCUGGAGGAAGCCUUAUGGCUACAAGGGGACGGAGAGCUGGGACCCCACCUGGGAUCCGAAGGAAUCGCUCAAGGAGGACAUCAUUGGCUAUGCUAUGCUCAUGGUGAAUAUGUGGGUGAUGGCUGGGCGUCCGGACGACUUUCUGCAGUGGGCGAGAAGGACAGUUCCGACGCUUAUUGACGCCAACGCAAGCUGA